AUGUCUCUCAAUACUCUAACUUUACCAAAAUCUUUGUCCGACCCAAUUCAAUGGGACAAACUCGUGGACCAGUACAAAGAAUUCCGCCUGCUCUCUCUGCAACUAUCCCCGGAGUCAUUCAGCUCAAACUACGCACGCGAAGCGAAGUUCACAAAGGAUAGAUGGGAAGCCCGUUUGAGCAACCCGCUCGCAUCCAGUAUCAUCAUCACCCCCGACCCAAACCCAGGUUCAGUUGACGACCUCUCGCUGAUCCUGAACCAACCAUGGCUCGCAUCGCUUAUUCUGUAUGGCCCGCUCGAAGCCAAGACAGCGGCCAAAACAUGGGAAGAUCGGCAGGAAUUCGAACCGGGCAGCAUUUAUUUUGGCCCGGUUGCGGAUGAGAUCGAGUCUGCUUACGUUCUGAAUGCGAUUUACGUUCCUCCAUCUCAGAGGCGCAAGGGCUUGGCGAAUAAGCUGAUCGAAUACGCCAAGGGCCUUUCAGUCAGACGGAAUGAGAGCAAGAAGGUUAUGCUGGUUCUUCUGGUCAACUUCAACUCUGUCGCGGCUAUGAAAUGCUACGAGAAGUCGGGUUUUGAGGUCGUCCAUGACUACUGGUUCGAUGAUCCUAAUGCUUCUGGAACGACUCGAGGACAUGCAGCCGUCAUGAGAUUGGAUGUCGGCGGGAAUGAUGCUUGA
Messenger RNA from Fusarium fujikuroi IMI 58289, 675 nucleotides. RefSeq lists its product as uncharacterized. The transcript has a single exon. The record is from RefSeq and is a predicted model, not a curated record. Gene Ontology annotation, molecular function: acyltransferase activity, transferring groups other than amino-acyl groups. NCBI's taxonomy places the organism in Eukaryota, Fungi, Ascomycota, Sordariomycetes, Hypocreales, Nectriaceae. Bases 1 to 675 code for a protein of 224 amino acids.